Symbiodinium sp. CCMP2592 is the source of this 2058-nucleotide messenger RNA. The record is from the annotation of a GenBank genome assembly. NCBI's taxonomy places the organism in Eukaryota, Dinophyceae, Suessiales, Symbiodiniaceae.
AUGAUCUGCAGGGCGGACUUGAUCCAGAGGUCAAAAUCGUCAGUCCAGGCUGGUUACGAGUUGCAGGCAAGCCUCGGGCGAGGAGGUGUCGGCCGUGUGGUGCAGGCGGUCUGCCGGCGAUCACAGAUCACCAGAGCUGUCAAGAUCACCAGCCAGAAGUCUGAUCCAUCAGGUUUCGAAGUGUCUUUGAUGAGCAAGUUGGACCAUCCCAAUGUCGUGCGUCUCUUCGAGACCUUCGUUGAGGAGUCCCAAGGGCAGAUACACUUGGUGAUGGAGCUUUGCAGAGGAGGUGCGUUGCCCAGCUAUGCGCGGGAGUUCUGGCCACCCUUGGAAGAGGCUGCCGGGGCUGUGAUCAUGUGGCAGCUGCUUGGGGCGGUGAACUACCUGCACAAACAGUCGCUGAGCCACGGGGACAUCUGCCCUGCCAACGUCCUUAUGCUCCAUUUCGACCGACCGCCUGAGCAGAACGUCACGAAGCUCAUCGACUUCGGAGCGCAUGCAGGGCGUCGGACGCACGAUCUUCCUUCUUCUGGCUUGGUCAUGAGAGCUUUGCUGGGCUGGUGCUCCGGAAUGAAGGGUGCCUCUCUCCGAGAAGCCCCCGUGAUGAAGAAGGGCCAAGCGGCGGUCUACAGCGAAGGGGGCCUCGGUGUGCCCAUUUCCAAGGCCGCGGCGGAGCUCCUCGCGCGCUUCGCAGGCUCCGAGACCGACGCGGCCUUCACCGCCGAAAAGGCCUUGUGCCACAACUGGUUCAUCCGCACAAGGCACGGAGAGGUUCCGCUGCGCAAGGCGACAUCCAAGAGAGGUGCGAGGCAUGAGCCCGAGGUCCGCACGAGAAACGACGGCAAUGGCUCGUCAAAAGAGGCAGGCUUACGUGGCAAGAAGGACAAAGAAGGCGGUAGACGAGACAGGACCAAAGAGAUCAAGCCGAGGAGCGAGAAGGAGAGGAGCGAGCGGAGCGAGAGCUGUCGAAACGGCGGCUCCGUUUCGGCGGCGUCGCGUUUGGCUUUGGGGACGCUGGAAGAAAAGCCCACCGUGACUGCCGCCGGGUGGUGGGGUUCCCAAGCGGAGCUCCCGCGGAACUUCGUGGCACGGCUGCGCGCUUUCUGCACCGUGGGCGUCGUUCCCAGGGCGAUCCUGCUCGUGGCAGCCGACUGUUUGGAGGAGGAAGCCUUGGCGCCGCUGCGGGCGGCCUUCCAGCGCCUGGACGGCUGGUGUCCGGACGGGCUGCUGACCGAGGAGGACUUGAGGCACCGGCUUCCAAAGCUGGGUUGCAAGGAUGCUCCGAAAGACUUGGACCGCUUGCUUCUGGAGGCCGACGUGGACGGGGUGGGGCUGCUGGACUACACCACUUUCCUCGCCAUUGCAAUGGGUGCCCAGGAGCUGCUCUCCAGCCAACUUGGUCAAAGAGUGUUCAAUGUUCUCGAUCGAGACCAGGACGGUAUCAUCUCAGUGGCUGAUCUGGCUGCUUUCUUGGGCCCUGGCGACAAGGAUAUCGAGACCCAGCUGUCUGCCGGGCUUGCGCCAUUGACCUUCGAAGGUUUCCAGACGCUUCUCACAGACUUGGCCAAGCGACAGGAAAACUUCCGGCAGCCGUUGUCGGAGGUGAGGCACGUAUUGUCCUCUGCAGCUGUGGAGCGGCUUCAGCUGGCAAUGGAAACGGUUUCAGGAUUGGCCUUUGGUGAACGAUCUGAAGUCAUCAAGGCCAAGCGCCGCCUGGCUGAUGCUGCAGCGAAAAAGCGCCUAGCCACGGAAGAGCGACGCCGAAAGGAGAAGUCGAGGUCACGGCGAAGGAAAGUCUUACCUCUGGAAGGCCAGCCUCAAGAUGUGCGUCCAGAGGCAGACCCUGUCGCGAUGAGCCUUCUCGUGGAAGACAGCAGUGACGGCGACGGUGAUUCACCCUCCGAGCCCUCUCAAGCGCAGUCGCAUUCGGACGUGGGCUGUUCAGCGGCCACUUCCAGUGUUGCAAGUGAUCCAGUCUUCGCGGAAAAGACUGAUUCGCCAUCCUUCCGACCUGGACCUCGGCGUCGUGAAACCCAACGGCUCACUGUCAGUUUGUAA